Messenger RNA from Rotaria sordida, 1371 nucleotides. The record is from the annotation of a GenBank genome assembly. NCBI's taxonomy places the organism in Eukaryota, Metazoa, Rotifera, Eurotatoria, Philodinida, Philodinidae.
AUGUACAUAAAUCAAUCAAGAAAUAACGAAUGUAAUCAGUCUAAUUCAUCAAUACAAUCAUUCAAUAAUCAAUAUUCAAGAAAUUUUUAUCGAUCAACUAUUUUGCCUUCGUAUACAACAAAUCCAUCAAACAGAUGUUAUUAUUUGAAAAAUUUUGAUUCAAUUAAAAUUCCACCUUUGUUUACUAGUGCCAAAACAUCUCUCUAUACAUCUAAAGAUUGGUUGAAUUUUGAAUGUAAUCAAUUUAUUAAUACUAAUGAAAUUCUAAAUGAUAAUAAAGAACUAAAUAUAGAAAGUGAAUAUUUAACUCGUGAAAUAGAUGAUCAAAUAUGUAAAAAUCAAUGGAAAUCAACAAAUGAAAUUUACAUUAUCAAACAAGAAAUUAAUUUUUGGAAAAAUGAAAUUGAAAAAUUACGUCAAAAAUUAAAUGAUACUAUUAAUGAACUUGAAAUAAAACGACAACAAAUAGAACAUUUUCUCAAUCGUAUAAUAUCAAGCCUUAAAAUAGUAGAAGAAAAUUUAUAUGAACGUGAAAAACGUCAAACUAUUGAUCUUGUUCAUGAUAAUGUAGAUUGUGAAUUAAUAAAAUUAAUCAAUAUGCUUAUUGAUGCAAAAAAUUCUAUUAACAAUGGCAUAAUUGAAAAAAUUAAUAAACAAAUUUAUUUAAAUCGAGAAAGAUUAUAUCAACUUGAAAUUGAAGCAAACGAUAAAUUUUAUGCUCUCCUACUAGAAAAUACUGCACUUAAUUUAACUAAUACAUUACUAUGUUUCAGUAAUUAUAAAAACAAUGUAUCAGGAGAUAUCAAUUAUUUGAAUUGGUUGAAACGUACGAAGAUUUUUAUUGAACAAAUUUAUUGUGAAAUUCAAAUAUCAAAUGAAUUAAUUUAUUCAAUAAAAAAUAUUUCUUAUAUUGAACAAAAUAUUUUUAAUCAAUGGGAAACUAUUGAUAUAGUAUUGAAACAACAUAUUCAUGAAAUAAAAUCUAUUCGUAAUUGUUUACAAGAUCAAUUAAAUGAAAUUAAUGAAAAUAUUUUAAAUACAGAAAAAACAAUUGAAUUUUUGAAAAAAACAAUUCAAAAUAAAGAAAUUUUUAUUAAUAUAAUACAAUGUCGAAUAUCUUUUCUUUCUUUAAGACCUAUAUUAGAAAAUAUAAAUGAUCGUGAAUAUUUAAAACUUUCUCAAGAAUUUAAUAAUUUACAAUAUUCAAUUGAUAAUUUACAAAAAAAUUUAUUUGAAGAAAAAUAUAUUUUACAACAUUUAUUUCAUCUUAAAACAACUAUUGAAGAAGAUUUAACUAUUAAAAAUAAUUCAUUAUUUAUAGAUGAACAAAAAGUUCUUGGUUUACAACGUACUUUUUCAUUUACUUCAUAA